Molecule: messenger RNA, 3452 nt
Organism: Colossoma macropomum (tambaqui)
Lineage: Eukaryota; Metazoa; Chordata; Actinopteri; Characiformes; Serrasalmidae
Gene: dlg4a
Product: disks large homolog 4
Exons: 22
Coding region: 254-2680 (808 amino acids)
Biological process (GO): chemical synaptic transmission; AMPA glutamate receptor clustering; postsynaptic neurotransmitter receptor diffusion trapping
Cellular component (GO): neuron projection; neuromuscular junction; postsynaptic density membrane
Molecular function (GO): kinase binding
Source: RefSeq, a predicted model, not a curated record
GAGAUGGAGAGAGUGGGAGGGAUGGUAUAGCGCCAUGCACACGCAAACAGAAGGCUUUUUUUAUCCGAUGCAGGUUGACUCUCGUUGGGGGAACACCGGUGUGGAUGGUAGUGUUGCCCUCAGGACGUUUCCCCUUUAAGGAUGAGCAGAGGUUGGUGUGUGUGUGUGUGGGUGGGUGAGCGUGUGUGUGUGUGUGUGUGUAAGUAACCUUGCGGUGUAAUCUCACGCCUCUCCGGAUCUGGACUCGUCUCCUAUGGCCGUGGAUAAGAUGAUGUCUCCGCCGUGGAGGAGUCUGAAGAAUAUGAAGUGCUUUUCUCCGGUGAUGUGCCAGUGCAAACUAAUAUGCAGCAACAGGACCCUCUCGCUAAUGUUCGGCUGCAAGAAAUACAGGUAUCAGGAUGAGGAGACUCCGCCCCUGGAGCAUAGCCCCGCCCACCUGGCCCACAGCAAAAGUGCUGAGAUGCUGCAUAUGAGCGACAAAAACUUGGCUGCCAUGGACACCAUGCACAGCUACGCUCCACACACACACAUCUCUCCUGUGAAGCCGGUGUUGCUGUCGGCUGGCCACACCCCUCUGUACACCUCUGCUGUCUCCACACUGGCUAAUUCUCCACCAGUAGUAGUAAAUACAGACACUCUGGAUGGAUCACCUUAUGUCAACGGGACGGAGGGGGAGAUCGAGUAUGAAGAGAUCACGUUGGAAAGAGGGAACUCUGGUCUGGGUUUCAGUAUAGCAGGAGGGACAGAUAAUCCUCAUGUAGGAGACGAUCCCAGCAUCUUCAUCACCAAAAUCAUCCCCGGAGGAGCAGCAGCUCAGGACGGGAGGCUGAGGGUCAAUGACAGUAUUCUGUUUGUGAACGAUGUGGACGUGCGGGAGGUGACCCACUCUCAGGCUGUAGAGGCGCUGAAGGAGGCCGGAGCCAUCGUACGUCUGUACGUCCUCCGCCGGAAACCCAUCGCUGAGAAAGUCACCGAAAUCAAACUAGUUAAAGGCCCGAAAGGUUUGGGGUUCAGUAUAGCUGGUGGGGUGGGUAAUCAGCACAUUCCAGGAGAUAACAGCAUCUACGUCACCAAAAUCAUCGAAGGAGGAGCGGCGCAUAAAGAUGGACGACUACAGAUCGGCGACAAGAUACUGGCGGUGAAUAACGUGUGUCUGGAGGACGUUAUGCACGAGGACGCAGUCGGAGCGCUGAAGAACACGGCGGAGGUCGUCUACCUCAGAGUGGCUAAACCGAACAACCUUUACCUUACCAACAACUACAACCCUCCAGACCUCACCAGCACAUAUUCUCCUCACAUGGACACUGACCUCGGCCACAGCUAUCUGGGCUCAGAUUACCCACAAGCCCUCACUCCCACCUCCCCCAGCCGCUUCUCUCCAGUGUUGCAUAGCAUGCUGGGAGAUGACGACCUGCCCAGAGACCCCAGGCGUGUAGUGAUCCACAGGGGUUCUACAGGUUUGGGCUUUAAUAUAGUGGGAGGUGAGGAUGGAGAAGGAAUCUUUAUCUCCUUCAUUUUAGCCGGAGGACCAGCAGACCUGAGCGGAGAACUGAGGAAAGGAGACCAAAUACUGAGUGUAAACGGUGUUGACCUGAGAGCCGCUACACAUGAACAAGCUGCAGCUGCGCUAAAGAACGCCGGACAGACUGUCACCAUUAUAGCUCAGUACAGACCAGAGGAGUACAGUCGGUUUGAGGCUAAAAUCCAUGAUUUGAGAGAGCAGCUGAUGAACAGCAGUUUGGGCUCUGGAACAACAACGCUGAGGAGUAACCCCAAACGAGGGUUUUACAUCAGGGCUCUGUUUGAUUACGAUAAGACAGCUGAUGGUGGGUUUCUGAGCCAGGCGGUCAGUUUCCGUUUUGGUGAUGUCCUCCAUGUUCUGGACUGCAGUGAUGAUGAGUGGUGGCAGGCCCGACGGGUCAGCGCAGGGGGCGAGGCCGAGGAGCUCGGCUUUAUACCCAGCAAGAGGAGGGUGGAGAGGAAAGAGUGGUCCCGCUUAAAGACGAAAGACAGGGAUCGCAGUCGAGACAGUUUAGGAUCACAAGGUAGAGAAGAAUCAGCGCGCAGUUAUGAGACGGUGACACAAGUGGAAGUACACUAUGCGAGACCCAUCAUUAUCCUCGGGCCAGUGAAGGACCGGGUGAAUGAUGACCUGCUGUCAGAGUUUCCAGACAAGUUUGGCUCCUGUGUUCCUCAUACGACGCGGCCGAAGCGCGAGUAUGAGGUGGAUGGGCGGGAUUACCACUUCGUAUCGUCACGGGAACAGAUGGAGAAGGAUAUCCAAAGCCAUCGGUUCAUAGAGGCUGGACAAUAUAACAGCCACCUGUACGGGACGAGUGUACAGAGCGUACGAGAGGUGGCCGAACAGCAGGGGAAACACUGUAUUCUGGAUGUUUCGGCGAAUGCUAUCCGCAGACUGCAGGCCGCACAGCUUCACCCAAUAGCCAUCUUCGUCCGGCCAAAGUCUCUGGAGAAUGUCCUGGAGAUUAAUACGCGUCUGACGGAGGAGCAGGCGAGGAAAGGGCUGGACCGAGCCGUCAAACUGGAGCAGGACUUCCUCGAGUGUUUCACAGCCGUGGUGGAGGGGGACAGUUUUGAGGAGGUUUACCACAAAGUGAAGUCGGUGAUAGAGGAGCAGUCGGGGCCGUACAUCUGGAUCCCCACCAGGGAGCGCCUGUGAGCACGGAGACGAAAAAACGGAGAGAGGGAACACCACUCAGCCUAACUCACCCGCACAGAGAGAGAGAGAGAGAAGACGACAGAACAGAAGAGAAAGAGAGAGAGAGAAAGGAAUACUGCGUGUGGAACAGCACAGGAAAACUCCACACAUCCCUCCGUCUUUUUCUUUUUCUUCUUCUCCUUUCUUCUAAUCUUUUCUCGCCUCCUCCUCUCUCCUCCCUCUCCUUCUCUCUCUCUCCUUCUCUCUCUCUCUCUCUCUCUCUCUCUCUCUGCGUGCAUCACUAUAUCUCUUGCACAGGGCUGUUGACCUGUUUUUACUCAAUAAAUCCCUCUUUAUCGCCAUUAAAGGAGGGAACGAAAAAGAAAGAAAAGGAAAACUACCAUCUCCGAACGAUGGAACGACGGAAUGAUGGAACGACAGAAUGAAAUGAUUAAAUCCUUCCUUUUUUUUACUCUGUUGGACUCCUUCCUUCUCUUUUCCGUCCCAGUGUCUCCCUUUCUCUCUCUGUCCACGUGAAGAAGAAAGGAGGGAUGGGCGAGUGAGGGAGAGAGAAAGAGAGACAGCCAUGACUAUUAAGCGAACGAGACGAAGGAUAAGAGAAGUUUCGGAUGGACGGAGGGAGUGUCGAAACGAAAAAAAAACCCAAACAAACGAAAGUAUAUUUAUUAAUAACAGUAAUAUUAUAACGAGGAAAUCUACGUACUGUGACUUUUCCGAGACAAUUUUGAGUUAUUUUAGACAUCUGAUGUGCAGAAGAGAGCGAGGGAGGGAG